Molecule: messenger RNA, 1947 nt
Organism: Clonostachys solani
Lineage: Eukaryota; Fungi; Ascomycota; Sordariomycetes; Hypocreales; Bionectriaceae
Source: the annotation of a GenBank genome assembly
AUGGCCAGUGACAACGGCUCCCGUUCAGACCCGCGGCGGCCCACCAGCAUGGAUGACUCGGGUUAUUCGCAGCCGUCGUUCAAACGCCAGAGGACUGCUCUGGCCUGUAACAGUUGCCGAGUGUCUGAGGGGCACGAGGCUAGACUGAGCUCCAUAGAGCAAACGCUGCAGCUCCUUUUGGAGGAGAACCGGCAGAGGGACAGGCAACAAGCUGCCUGGGGCGUGGCUGAAUUAUCGUCCAUUGACUCCCAGUGCGGUACAUAUGCUACUUCCCAGCCUCAGGAAGGAGACGCAGCGACUGCGUCUCAUUACGGGAAUCCCGUCGCCAAUAUCCCAGAAGAUGACACUGUUGAUGGCAUGGGGGCCAUAAAAUUUGCGGAUGAGCAAGAGUCUGGCUUCUUUGGGCCGUCGUCCACUGUGGCCUUUAUAAAGCAGAUUGCAGGUGCAGUUGCUGCAGCAUCCUCUGCUGCCGCAGGCCCAGGCUCAGAAGACCACGUCCUACCUUCUGAGAGCCGAGUCGACGGCGAGCUGCUACGUGUUUCCAGACCUGCAUCGCCAGUAACUAACCCCCAGGUCUUCAACGGCGCGUCAGACAUCGCCGAUGUGUACAUCUUGCCCCCAGAGGUAGACACGCUCAAUCUCGUAAGGUUGUUUUUCAAAGACACCGGCAUGCUGUUCCCGUACAUUCACGAGCAGUCGGUGCUCGACGGAGUCAAAGCCGUGAAACGAGACGGCUUUAGCUCGGCUCGACGCUCGUGGUUGUGCUUGCUCAAUAUGAUAUUAGCGUUCGUGACCUGCAUCAGUGCCCAGCCUGACCAACCCGUGGAACAAAACGCGGCCGACUCAAAUGUCUACUUCAUGCGGGCUCAGAAACUCUCAGGAAACUUGACCUUCAAGAAUGUCAACAUAGAGAUUGUUCAGUAUCUGCUCCUGAUGACUCAGUACCUGCAGGGGACGCACCGCUCGGCCCAGACGUGGAAUGUUCACGGGCUGACAGUCAAAGCUGCGCUCCAGCUGGGGCUUCAUGUUGAGAAUGCAUCGUCCGGGUUUAAUGCUGUCGAGAGAGAGGUCCGGAAGCGUACCUGGUACGGAUGCAUCAUUUUGGACAGGACAAUGAGCAUGACCUUUGGGCGGCCCCCGGCUAUUCCGACCGAACACGUCCGGAUGGAGUUGCCCGUAAGCGCUGAUCUUGGGUCAUUGAUCUCUGGGGACGAAUUCCAGCCUGAAGAUGGUGGUACCUCUACAGCCGUGUUCUUUGUUGCUACCAUCACCUUGUACCAAAUCCUUGGCGAUAUCAUUGCAAAUCAGUAUGACCAGAACAUUGGGACGUCGACCCAUACCUCCCUAUCAUGCUUGUUGGAAAAUACAAUCAGAUUGGAAGGCCAACUUCUGGCGUGGAAACGCGUCCUGCCUGACACUCUGAGCCGAAGGCCGUGGGAUGUGAAAUCGGGUGAGUCUGGAGCUGACGUUGUUUUUGACAAAUUAUCUGUCAUUCUCACGUUGAGGUAUCUCAACAUUCGUACUCUACUCCAUCGACCGGUCCUUGCGAGGUACCUGGAGCAGCUUCGAGUUCAGGAUCCAGACCAAAAUGAGAUGAUGUGGAUGCAGCGCUUUGGACAGCCAUAUCUCGAGGCGUGCAUUGAAUCCGCCUCAGAGAUCAUUACCAUUGUCCACAACCUCAGUGACACGCCAUCGACGCUUGGAGCUUGGUGGUUUUCCACCUACUACACUUUUAACGCAGCAUUGAUCAUCUUCUCGGCACUGCUCAUUCAUGCCAACGACAAGUCGUGGCUAGGGUCUCAGAGUAAUAUCAGCGCGACAGACCUACGUGCCAGCCUACAGUUGGCUGCACAGGCUCUCCGAAAACUUGGGAAUGGUGCGAGGCUCUCCAGGAGGUGUUGCAAAUUCUUAGCAGUCCUCGUGCGGACAACGGCAGUAACCGGUUAG